Molecule: messenger RNA, 2209 nt
Organism: Camarhynchus parvulus
Lineage: Eukaryota; Metazoa; Chordata; Aves; Passeriformes; Thraupidae
Gene: SEPHS1
Product: selenophosphate synthetase 1
Exons: 9
Coding region: 533-1711 (392 amino acids)
Biological process (GO): L-selenocysteine biosynthetic process
Cellular component (GO): cytoplasm
Molecular function (GO): selenide, water dikinase activity; ATP binding
Source: RefSeq, a predicted model, not a curated record
CCUCCCCCCACCCCCGUGCUUCUCUCCCUCCCCGUUACGGAGUGUCGGCGUGGGGUGGGGGGGUGCUGCUCCCAACAUCCCACCGGCCGUCCCCGCCAGCGAGGGGCGAACCCCGCCCCGGUGACACCUACCUGCACGUGGGGACACGGGGGACACCGCGGCCGGACACCCGCGGGCUCCGUCCCCGCCGCAGCCUGGGCAGGGGCCGCUGCCACCGCCGCUCCGCGCGCAGCUCCUUCCUCCUCGUCCUCUUCCCCCGCCGCUUCUCCGGCUGCACAAAGAGCGGCAGCGAAGGCCCCGGGUUUGCCUCUAAAGGCAGCGGCUGGAAAUUUAAGGUGUCCCGGAGCCAUGUCUGCCCGCAGCGUUGCCCGCCGCAUUCCCCGGAUCGAUGGUGGCUGCAGCGCCUCGCCUCGUGUGCCUCGGGCGGUCGGGCUGGCGCUGGGUGCGCUGGGGUUGGUUUGGGACUGAUCAGCAGAGAAACUGAUCCCGUUGCUCUGGGCUGGGAGAGGCCGGCAGUCAGUGGGAGAGAACCAUGUCUGUUCGGGAGUCCUUUAACCCAGAAAGUUACGAACUGGACAAGAGCUUCCGUCUGACCCGAUUCACUGAACUGAAGGGCACAGGCUGCAAAGUGCCCCAGGAUGUCUUACAGAAACUGCUUGAAUCUCUACAAGAAAACCAUUUUCAGGAAGAUGAACAGUUCUUGGGGGCAGUUAUGCCCAGGUUGGGAAUUGGGAUGGACACUUGUGUUAUUCCAUUAAGACAUGGAGGUUUGUCAUUAGUCCAGACGACAGAUUAUAUUUAUCCUAUUGUGGAUGACCCUUAUAUGAUGGGACGAAUAGCGUGUGCCAAUGUCCUAAGUGACCUUUAUGCCAUGGGGGUCACAGAAUGCGACAACAUGUUGAUGCUCCUUGGAAUCAGCAAUAAAAUGACAGAUAGGGAAAGAGACAAAGUGAUGCCUCUAAUUAUCCAGGGUUUCAAAGAUGCAGCAGAAGAGGCAGGAACAUCUGUUACUGGUGGCCAAACAGUGUUAAAUCCCUGGAUUGUUUUAGGAGGAGUGGCCACGACAGUCUGUCAGCCUAAUGAAUUUAUAAUGCCAGACAAUGCAGUGCCAGGAGAUGUGCUUGUAUUAACUAAACCCUUGGGAACACAAGUGGCUGUAGCUGUUCACCAGUGGCUAGAUAUUCCUGAAAAGUGGAAUAAAAUCAAACUGGUGGUAACGCAGGAAGAUGUAGAACUAGCAUAUCAGGAGGCAAUGAUGAAUAUGGCACGGCUGAACAGGACAGCUGCUGGCCUCAUGCACACGUUCAAUGCACAUGCAGCUACAGACAUCACAGGGUUUGGGAUCCUGGGCCAUGCACAGAACCUUGCCAAGCAGCAGCGGAACGAGGUGUCCUUCGUCAUCCACAACCUCCCCGUCCUGGCCAAGAUGGCUGCUGUCAGUAAGGCCUGUGGCAACAUGUUCGGCCUCAUGCAUGGCACUUGUCCAGAGACUUCAGGAGGCCUCCUCAUCUGCCUACCACGAGAGCAGGCAGCACGUUUCUGCGCCGAGAUCAAGUCCCCAAAAUACGGCGAGGGCCACCAGGCGUGGAUUAUCGGCAUUGUGGAGAAGGGCAACCGCACGGCCAGGAUCAUCGACAAACCCCGGAUCAUUGAAGUGGCACCACAGGUGGCCACUCAGAACGUGAACCCCACGCCCGGUGCCACCUCUUAAUAGAGAUGAAAUAGCUGUUUGUUUUUGAAUAGAUCUAUUCCCUUAUCAUCCUACAAUUUAAAGAACUGUAAAAAGAAAAGAAAACUUGUUGUGUCUGCACAUCUGGUGGCCUUAGGUCAGUUUAUGAGUGGAUACAAAUAAUAAAAUCCAUUGCCUUUUUUUCCUGUUACAUUAACUGAAGAUGCACCUAAUCUUGAGGCAGCUUCUGAGUUGAGAAUUAUAUUGUUAUCCAAUACUGUUGAUUCAUUUUGAAUCUUUAGACACUUAUCUCUUGCCGCAUAGGCUCUUUUUAAAGGUGCUUUCACGUAGCACAGACAUUACCAGUAGUAGUGUCGAAUAGCAGUUUGUGUCCUUUCAUUAUGUGUAUAUUUAUCAUGAAUCUAAUUUUGAUGCCUUGAGUGAUAUUCCAGAAAGGCAAUAAAUUGACAAGACAUACAGUGGGUUACCCAGUAGUAAGAGGUUGCAUGAUUGCAUUCAAUCUUCGAUUAAAAAAAAAAA